UGCAUUUAUAGGUUUCUGCAGAAACACCGUCCAACCAAACUCUGUAUCCAUCUAUCUCUAUUCAGUCUGCUUAAUAAGUUUAGAAGUGAAAGCCAAUGGACGGACUUGUGCAAGUUGUAAGGUCCGGUAGCAAGAGUAUUAGAGCUGUCUCCAACCUGGCCUCCACACUAUCCCGGUCGGCCGACACAAAUAGCGAUGGCGGCGUCGGCUCUACCACAGUCGCCGCGACCGUCAGUGCGAGACAAGUGAGUACGAGCAGCAAGAAGAUGGAACGGGAUCGUCUGGGACAGUGGACAUACAGCGAUGGCAGCAAGGGGACAUUAUCAACCAACCUCAUCCGGGGCCUGGACCACAUGAGGGACCCCAGGCUGAACAAGGGCAUGGCCUUCACGCUGGAGGAGCGUCAAGUCCUCGGCAUCCAUGGACUGAUCCCUCCCCGCUUCAAGAGCCAAGAGGAGCAGCUUGAGCUGUGUAAACUGAGUGUGGAGAGAUACGGAGAAGACCUCAACAAAUACAUCUACCUCAUGGGUCUGCAGGACCGAAAUGAGCGAUUGUUCUACCGCUUCCUCUCAGAGAAUGUAGAACAGUUGAUGCCCAUUGUCUACACACCCACCGUAGGUCUGGCUUGUCAGAAAUACGGAAUGAUCUACCGACGUCCCCGCGGACUGUUCAUCUCCAUCCACGACAAAGGACAUGUCUUUGAGGUCCUGAGGAACUGGCCAGAACCUGAUGUCAGAGCUAUCGUCGUGACAGACGGAGAGCGUAUCCUAGGUCUUGGAGAUCUUGGUGCAUAUGGAAUGGGCAUUCCUGUGGGCAAGCUGGCUCUGUACACUGCCUUGGCAGGCAUCAAACCUCAUCAGUGUCUGCCCAUCACCCUAGAUGUUGGCACUAACACUCAGCAACUACUAGACGACCCUCUUUACAUUGGUCUUAGACAGAAGAGAGUCACAGGCAAGGAAUAUGACGACUUCAUUGAUGAGUUCAUGCAAGCUGUGGUCCACCGUUACGGACAAAACACUCUUAUUCAGUUUGAGGACUUUGGCAACCACAAUGCAUUCAGGUUCCUAGACAAAUACAGAAACAAGUACUGCACGUUCAAUGACGACAUCCAAGGCACUGCGUCUGUUGCUCUCGCAGGUAUGUUGGCGUCCCUGCGUAUCACCAAGACUCGAUUGUCCGACAACAUCAUCCUGUUCCAGGGAGCUGGAGAGGCAUCACUGGGUAUUGCUGAAUUGUGUGUGAUGGCAAUGAAGGCCGAGGGAACUUCCGAGUCCGAGGCUCGCUCCAAGAUCUGGCUGGUUGACUCCAAGGGUCUCAUUGUCAAGGACCGCCCCGAGGGAGGCAUCUCUGGUCACAAGACUCACUUCGCCCACGCUCGUCCCCCCAUUCGCACCCUGGGCGAUGCUGUCAAAGUACUCAAGCCUAACAUCCUUGUUGGAGCGGCCGCUGUAGCUGGAGCCUUCACCCCAGAGAUUAUCCAGACCAUGGCGCAACACAACAAGAGGCCGAUCAUCUUUGCCCUCAGCAACCCUACCAGCAAGGCAGAGUGUACUGCAGAACAGGCCUAUGCUUACACCAAUGGUACUGCUGUAUUCGCCAGCGGUUCUCCUUUCGCCCCCGUCACCUUCAACGGCCAGAGGUAUGUCCCAGGACAAGGUAACAAUGCCUACAUCUUCCCCGGAGUAGCCCUGGGUGUUAUCUGCGCGGGCAUCAGACACAUCAGCGACGAGGUGUUCCUUAUGGCUUCCUCCGCCCUUGCUGACAUGGUGUCUGAAGCAGACCUAGAGCAGGGCAGUCUUUACCCUCCACUACAAAACAUCAAGGAAAUCUCCAUCAAGGUCGCUACCAAGGUGGCAGAAUUUGCCUACCAGAGAGGAAUGGCAUUUACAUAUCCCGAGCCAGAAGACAAGGAUCAUUUUAUUAAAUGCCAACUUUACGAUACCGAAUACCGUUCCGCCGUACCCUGCACGUACCCUUGGCCUAAGAACUAAGGGUUGGGGCUUGGUGCAUGCCUAGGCUAAGACAAUACAAAUUGUUGAUGUAAAUACGUUGGCUGUGUUACUAUAAUUGUAUCUCCGGAAAAGCAUGGGGUGGAUGACGGACUAAAUUGUAUUUAUUCUUUUGACUUAGUAUUUUUUAUAUUCUGGAAAGACCUCUGUUGCACAGAGAUCAAACAUAUUGCAUUGUUGAAUAUUUUGUGUAGCUAUUUAAUUUAUUUUGAACAUGUUUUGUGUAAUCAUGGAUCACUCAUGAUUUUUUCAGUUCCUAAUAAUUUUAAAGUUUUAAUCCUGUACAGUGGCGUUUGCCCUUUGUAAUCAUAUAAACUCAUAGUAAAAUUUUAUUGAACUGAUAUUUUAAACCAAAUUAUUGUACUGAUUAGGUUGUAAAAGAUAAAAUGUAAGAUUAUAUCAUUUAUUGAACAA
Macrosteles quadrilineatus (aster leafhopper) is the source of this 2423-nucleotide messenger RNA. Its product is annotated as NADP-dependent malic enzyme-like. The coding region runs from base 96 to 1991 and encodes 631 amino acids. Gene Ontology annotation, biological process: pyruvate metabolic process; malate metabolic process. Gene Ontology annotation, molecular function: malate dehydrogenase (decarboxylating) (NADP+) activity; malate dehydrogenase (decarboxylating) (NAD+) activity; NAD binding. The transcript has 14 exons. Gene Ontology annotation, cellular component: mitochondrion. The record is from RefSeq and is a predicted model, not a curated record. NCBI's taxonomy places the organism in Eukaryota, Metazoa, Arthropoda, Insecta, Hemiptera, Cicadellidae.